UCGUCUUCUGUUCUAUAUCCCCUGUGUGCAGUUUCUUGAUCGGCGGUUUAGGAGCAGCUUUGGCGCUGGUUCGACGGAGCGGAGCGGUUUGGCCUGGCCGGGCAUGCGUCGUGUGCAUUUGCAGAUGAGAUGGAAAAGGUGUUUUGGGAUGGGGGGAUGGUUUUCGGUAUGGUGCGGUGCUUCUGGUAGAUGGACGGGCACAUGAAGGAUAAAUGCAUUUCGGUAUUCAAUCCAGCGCUUCCUGUCCAUGCUGAACGUUGUAUUGCGCGAUGCUGGCGGCGUGAGUCCAAGACAGUUGUCGUCUGGAAACCGGCUCGUGCGCGCCGUUAUCUGACAGCUCUUGGCAGGGCGACUGCGCAGGGGGAGGCCACGCGCGUGCAGCCUGUGCGGUGGGUUUUAACGUGCGUUUAACGUUUGGAUGAACCAUGGGUGCCGCCCAACAAGGCCCCCACACACCCGGGCCUGCGCUGGAGGGGAUUCUGCAGCGCUAUCCCGUCCACCAACCAUUUCCACUCAGGCCUACGGAAUUUUCUGCUCCGUCGAUAGAAAGCGGUCGGCUGGCGUCCAUGGUGGGCAUUGCAGCAAGACGACGGAUGCGUCCGCCCGCCGUGCGUUUGUUGGGCAGACAUGGACGACAGCGGCUGCACACACCCCGCUCCUCCAUCGCUCAUCUCGCCCGUGCUUGCUACCCGCCGCUCCCACUCACCUCAUCUCGCGCGUCCUGCUCCUUUCGACCGCGCGCCCGUCCGCUAGCGUGGACCCUACACUGCCAUCUGCAUACGAUGUUGCACUCCACGCUUCCUCGUCACCGCGCACGCCUUUCCUCAGGCUCGUUUUCCGCGCGGCCUCGGCGGCGUGGUCCAGACACCUUGGAAGCUGGGCUGGGCACGUGCAAAGCACCGGGUGCACGCUGCCGGUGCGAGGCAAGGUGCCGGCAGCGGCGUCAGGUACGGGUGGGGUUGUCGCGUGGGGCUGGCUGGCUAUCUGUGACAUGUUUGCGCCCAGCGCAGUACACAGUCUCGGAAUGCUUGUGCUGAGCAGGUUUGCGCCUCCCUGCCUCGACUCGUGCAUGGAGCUGUGGUGUCCCAGCACUUGGACAUGCUCGAAACCUGUCGGUGCAACCGCUUGGCCGGCAACAUGCACAGUAUGUUCGUUGUUCAGACGACGGCCAUUCUCUGUGGACAAGGUACGGCACGCGGCAAGGAACGUGCCAGUGCGAACGCGCGGAGAACAUGGUAGGGCUGGCUACGAGGGCGGCACGGCACGGCACGGCAAUGACAACUUUUCAUAAAAUGUGAACUUCACGUGGCAGUGGCGGAUGCGUUGAUGUUUCUUGUUGUUCUGUUUCAUCAAAUGUAUUAUGUGCAUACCGAUCGUCUAGGCUG
Paraphaeosphaeria sporulosa is the source of this 1385-nucleotide messenger RNA. RefSeq lists its product as uncharacterized. The coding region runs from base 419 to 1291 and encodes 290 amino acids. The transcript has a single exon. The record is from RefSeq and is a predicted model, not a curated record. NCBI's taxonomy places the organism in Eukaryota, Fungi, Ascomycota, Dothideomycetes, Pleosporales, Didymosphaeriaceae.